Molecule: messenger RNA, 1169 nt
Organism: Lactuca sativa (garden lettuce)
Lineage: Eukaryota; Viridiplantae; Streptophyta; Magnoliopsida; Asterales; Asteraceae
Source: RefSeq, a predicted model, not a curated record
AACCAAAACCCACACACAGACACACACGACAAACCCCUCUGCGAAGAAAUGAAAAGAAUUACUUCUUUUAUACCCACAACUUUGGCAACAUUGGAGAAGCAUGUAAUCCCAACAUCUUCACCCGUACGAAUCAGUAAGCAAAAACCCAUUAAACGCACAAUCAUUCGUAAGCACAAACACAAGAAACACACCACAAAAGAUUUGUUCAUGAAUCAAGUUGUCUCCUACCUUAUUUCUGAUUCUUAUAUGUAUAACCCUUUGGUUUCUCCUCAACCCACCUUUGAUUUGCUUCCACCAAAACAGCUCUACUCCACUUUCGCAGGAGGCUAUGGAGAUGUGGCUCUACCAAUUAGGGGGAGGAACAAGAAAUUGAUUGAAAAAGUUGUUGACUUUCUUGAAGCCGACUGCUAUUUGUAUUCUCCUUUGCUUACUAAUGAGCAUGUUUGUUCCAAGAGUCUUCCAGCAAAUCCAAGUUCAGGACAUUUCAAGACUCUCGGGGGAAGUGAAAAAAGCACAGAAACACAGGGAAGACCUGUGGUUACUGGAACUGUAGCUUAUCGUGAAACAAUGAAGCACAUGUUUCGCCAGAAUUAUGGCACUAAACCCAUCCGAGGUCCUUCAUUAUGGUUAUUUACUACUGAUAUAUAGGGGCAAUGCUUGAAACUGAGACAAAGAGCUCUGUGGAAUAAAUAUUGACAACUUUCUGGAGAGAAUAUACAUGUGUGUGGUCUUUCAUGCAUAUCUGUAAGGCGACUAGAAUGCUGUUCUUAUAGUCAUCAUGUUCUAGUCUGUUCUUAUAGUCAUCAUGUUGUAAUGUGGAUAGAUUUGAAUGGUUAACGGUUUAACUGGUUUUAUCUAAUGUUCAUUUUAAUGAGGACAAACUACAAAGUCUAGGUUGUAACCAAGUGACUGAAAUGGUUCUUUGUAUUAGAUUAUGUUACAGUAUAAGUCGUUAAGUCAUUAGAGUUUGUUUAGCCUUAAGGGCAUUUUAGUCUUUUCCAUUAUAAGUCGUUAAGUCGUUAGAGUUUGUUUAGCCUUAAGGGCAUUUUAGUCUUUUCUAUGAAAUCUUCUGUUACAAGUAGUUAUAGACAGUUAUAUAUUCAUGUAUAGUUUUCAGUUGUAACUUAAGCAUUCAGAUAAUAAGAAUCAAAUACAAUUUUCUCUUUCAA